Messenger RNA from Dentiscutata heterogama, 273 nucleotides. NCBI's taxonomy places the organism in Eukaryota, Fungi, Glomeromycota, Glomeromycetes, Diversisporales, Gigasporaceae. The record is from the annotation of a GenBank genome assembly.
AGUUUGAAGCUACAUUCGGUGACACAGACAAAUCCAGAACAGCCUCAAAUAAAAUUCGAAAACUUACCCAAGGAUCCAGGCCAGCUUCUAGUUAUGCUUCUGAAUUCUGACAAAUCGCUGGAUUUGCUUCUUACCGUUGAAGACUCUACCUUCCUAAAUGAUGCCAUUACAAAAGCAGUUAGAUAUAAUAAUCGUUCAACAGUCUCUGUCGGAGUGCCCAUGCAAAUAGACACCAUAAGAUUCAAGCCACUGUCUGAGGAGGAGAAGAAAUGA